Copidosoma floridanum is the source of this 531-nucleotide messenger RNA. RefSeq names its product Inositol 1,4,5-triphosphate kinase 2 (gene IP3K2). Gene Ontology annotation, biological process: inositol phosphate biosynthetic process; phosphatidylinositol phosphate biosynthetic process. Lineage: Eukaryota; Metazoa; Arthropoda; Insecta; Hymenoptera; Encyrtidae. The record is from RefSeq and is a predicted model, not a curated record. Gene Ontology annotation, molecular function: inositol hexakisphosphate kinase activity. Gene Ontology annotation, cellular component: cytoplasm; nucleus.
AUAAGUAAAAACCAAAAAAUGGAAAGCGAGAACAAGUGCGCUCGUUGUUUGGAAAUGAGCGCAACAUCAGCAGCAGCAAUAACACCACCGUUUCUCCCAUCUUCCGUAUCACCCACGCUGAAUCUCAUGGAACAGCUGCUGCUCGCCAAAAUGGAAAAGCACAGCAUCAACAGUGAAGACGAAGUUAACCAGCGGCAGCCUCAGUCCAGCGAUGAGCAGCACAACGGCAGCAGCGGUGGUGCACCGAAUACGGUUCGACGAAUUUUGCUGAGCUCGAGCAGCGACAGCGAAAGGCCCAAGAGCUCGCUCCUAAGAACAGACUCGAUGGACAGCCAAACGAGCGCCAGCACCUUCAGUUCGUUCGUCUCCAAUGAGUCAAAUAAUUCUGGUAACGGUUCCGGCGGUAACAAUAACCGCUACUGCCGCUGCGACGACUGUCUACUUGGAAUUGCUGAUAAGUACCAGCAGCCGAGCCAAACUGUCACGGGACGCAAGAAGAGCCGCAAAUUGUGCCAGUCUUUCGAAAAAUGA